AUGUAUCAACAUCACCACCGGCAAGGAGUUCCAAUGCUAGCAGCCAACGAACCCCGCUUGGAUAAUCCAUCCUACCCCCCGCUCUCACAACCGGACCUGUUGUGUCCGAUCACUGCUACACUUCCCACUCGAAUUACUCCCCACCCCAACUUCACUACACAACUCCACUCACAAAGGGCACUCCACCACGGCUCUACUCUGCCACGUUACUUUCCUCGUUCACGGACCCGAGAUGAAAACAUCCGCGGGGUAUCAGGAGGCGAGAGGCGGCAUGUCUUGAUCGGGGUGGACAUGAUCCAUGACCCUGCUAUUCUGAUUCUCGAUGAGCCCACUUCGGGGCUGGACUCCACCGACUCGCUUGCCUGA
Physcomitrium patens is the source of this 366-nucleotide messenger RNA. The record is from RefSeq and is a predicted model, not a curated record. Lineage: Eukaryota; Viridiplantae; Streptophyta; Bryopsida; Funariales; Funariaceae.